AUGGCUUCCCAACCGCCCCAUUCCGUAACCGAACUCUCCGUCCCAAACUUUGGUAUACAAACCGCCCUCCACCAGCGCGGCAACAUUUUCUACCUCGUCUUUCCCCGCGCGUACGGGGUGUUAGACGGCCAGAAGUUAUACGCGCAGCUAAAUUACUCUCGUUUGACGGAAUCGCGGCAUCGAUUCUGGCACCGUGAAGGUGCUGGGCGCGAUUGGACAAUAUCGUUUCCAGAUUUGAUGGGCGUGAAGCCAACAAUAUUCAGAGAUGUUGGUCGGAGAAGUGGAAGAACGGUUGACUGA
Messenger RNA from Parastagonospora nodorum SN15, 300 nucleotides. RefSeq lists its product as hypothetical. Lineage: Eukaryota; Fungi; Ascomycota; Dothideomycetes; Pleosporales; Phaeosphaeriaceae. The record is from RefSeq and is a predicted model, not a curated record. The coding region runs from base 1 to 300 and encodes 99 amino acids. The transcript has 2 exons.